Molecule: messenger RNA, 3187 nt
Organism: Choloepus didactylus (southern two-toed sloth)
Lineage: Eukaryota; Metazoa; Chordata; Mammalia; Pilosa; Megalonychidae
Gene: IQCB1
Product: IQ motif containing B1
Exons: 15
Coding region: 433-2229 (598 amino acids)
Biological process (GO): cilium assembly
Cellular component (GO): cilium
Molecular function (GO): calmodulin binding
Source: RefSeq, a predicted model, not a curated record
UGCCGCUGAGUCGCGUAGCGGGAGUAGGUACUUUUGGUGGAGGAACACAAAGCUAGGCUGAGGUAACGGCCCUAAGGUGGGACCUGGGUAAGGAGAAGGCCCCGGGGACCAAAAGGCCGUGGCGCCUGGGCCCAGUGACCCGGCAUGUGGGAGCUCUUCAUGGGAGAAUCAGCCUGUUCUCGUCCUUUCUGCUUAAUGCUGAAAGGGCCUUUCGCGGAGUUCUGGUGUGGAAACUGAGGCCUGGGAGGGACGGUGUCUGAACACAAGGCCCGGUAGCGCCAAAGCCCUGUUUGGAACCCGGAGUAAUGGAGCCCGCAGAUCCAGAAUCUCGUGAUCGACGGAGGCGGUAGCGGCACGGCCAGGGAGACGUGAUUCCUUAAGGAUCAAGGCCGAGGCUGGAGCUGGUGCUCUGGCAACAGGGUGAUACCAGAAAUGAAGCCAACUGGUACAGACCCAAGGAUAUUAUCUCUAGCUGCUGAAGUUGCAAAAAGUCCUGAGCAGAAUGUUCCUGUUAUACUGUUGCAGUUAAAAGAAAUAUUAAACAACAUACCCUUAGGAAGCUCAGAGUUGAAGAAAAUCAAACAAGAUAUAUAUUGUUAUGAUCUCAUUCAAUAUUGCCUCUUGGUACUCAGUCAAGAUUGUUCUCGAAUCCAGGGUGGUUGGACUACAGUUUCCCAGCUUACACAGAUAUUAAGCCAUUGCUGUGUGGGCUUGGAACCAGGAGAAGACGCAGAAGAAUUUUACAAUGAAUUACUUCCAUCAGCUGCAGAAAAUUUUCUGGUUUUGGGGAGGCGAUUACAGACAUGUUUCAUCAAUGCAGCUGAGGGUGAAGAAAAAGAUGAAUUGCUACACUUUUUCCAAAUUGUGGCUGAUUCUCUCUUCUGGCUAUUGGGAGGUCAUGUUCAACUAAUCCAGAAUGUACUACAAAGUGAUCAUUUCUUGCACUUACUACAAACUGACAAUGUUCAAAUAGGAUCUACAGUCAUGACUGUGCUACAGAACAUACUUCAGAUCAACAGUGGUGAUUUACUCAGAAUAGAAGGAAAAACCCUGCAUUCAAUUUUAGAUGAAGUUGUUUUCAAGCUUGUAUCAACUCCUAGUCCAGACAUAAGAAGUACUGCUACAAAGCUCCUGCUGUUGAUGGCUGAAUCCCAUCAGGAAAUUUUGAUUUUCCUGAGAUUAAGUGCCUGCUAUAAAGGACUCAGAAGUCUACUAAAUAAACAGGAAACUGGGUCAGAAUUUAGUCAAGAACUUAGACAACUCCUUGGCCUGUUAAAUCCUAAGGUCCAUCAGGAAGAAGAAGAGCAGAAACUACAGCAAGCAGCUUGCUUGAUUCAAGCUUAUUGGAAGGGUUUUCAGACUAGAAAGAGAAUAAAGAAGCUUCCGUCUGCUGUGAUUGCUUUGCAGAGGGCUUUCAGAAGUAAACGAACAAAGAGAUUGCUGAAGCUAAGUAGGCAUAAAGAGGAAGAGGACCACAGAUUACAAUUACAACUUCAAAGACAGAGAGCCAUGAGACUUUCCCGAGAAUUACGUCUGAGUAUGCUUGAAAUAGUUCAUCCAGGUCAGGUGGAAAAGCACAAUCGGGAAAUGGAAGAGAAAUCAGCAUUGAUUAUCCAGAAACAUUGGAGAGGGUACAGGGAAAGGAAAAAUUUUCACAAACAGAAGUCAUCUCUCACAGAAUAUAAAGCAGCUGUCACACUUCAGAGAGCAGCUCUUAAAUUCUUAGCCAAAUGCCAUAAGAAAAAGAAACAAUUUGCUCCUUGGCAAGGCCUCCAAGGACUCACUGAUGCGCGCAGAGUUGAACUGAAGCAACAAGUGGAUGACUAUGUCAGAAGACAUCCAGUCUCUCAGAUGUCAGAUGCUGCCAGCAGGGAGCUCCAUGCCCAGGCCCAAGAACAAUUGCAACACUACUUUAUGAGCAGGGCUCUAGAAGAGAGAGCCGAGCAACACAGGGAGGCUUUGAUGGCUCAGAUCAGCACCAACAUUGAGCAGUUAAUAAGAGCACCAAGUCUGAAGGAGGCAGAGGGGAAAGAACCUGAGCUCUUUAUUAGUAGAUCUAGGCCUGUGGCUGCCAAGGCCAAGCAGGUCCAUGUCACCACUCUGAAGCACAUGCAAGCACCCUGGUGGAAGAAACUUGGGGAAGAACCAGGGGUUGAGAUUGAUGUCCCACAGGAUGAACUUAGUAUAGAAUUGGGAACUUUAUUUAUUGGUGGAACCAAACCCCCUUAGGCAAAUAUACUGAGAACCGACAUGAGUCCUGUAUAGAUUGUAAGAUUAUAUGGUUCUACCUCUGGCAUGCUAAUAGACUAGAGCUAUCGUAACUCUUGGUUUUCUAAAGCCUCUCUUUCUCUCUCUCUCACUUUUUUCUCUCUCUCUCCCUCUCUCCACAUGCACACACACUCACAUACACACAUGAUCUCUGGUCAGACACAAAUUUAUGAGGUUUGAAUGUGAAGUUAAAUUCAGCAUGGCAUUUUACUAUUUACAUGAAAUGUGAGGUUUCUUUUGUUUCUGCUGUUUUCUAAUGGUUUUUUGAAAUAAAUGUUUUCAACAGUUCUAAAAGACUUAUUAGCAUUACUUCAACUUUUCAUUUUUUUUUAUUUAGAAUUUCUGUUUUUUAAUAAUAUAGGAAUUGUGCUAUUGGCCAUUAUUAAGGUGAGGAAAAGAAAUGGUCAACUGAAGGACAUUGACUAUUUUCUACAAGAGUAGUUGAACUUGUUUUCUUUUUUUGUUGUGUCUACAAUGAACUACAUAGACAAAUAAAAAAAUCCUAAAAUUCAAAAUUCAAUACACAAUUUCUCCAGAUAAAAUUGCAUUCUUUUUAUUAAACUAUGAAAACUAUAUACACACUGUUUCCCUUUGUAUCUUAUCUCCUAAGAAUCUCAGCAAAAUAUAAUGUUUAAUUUAUGUUAUGAUCCUAGAUACCUCUGAAUAUUUGGUUCCAGCCUUUUAAUUUCUGAUUUCUCUGUUUAUCUUUAAUUGUUUUAAACUCUAGAAAUAACCUCAAUUUGUGUUUGAAACUAUGGAAUUUAAGUUAAAACCAAGUAAUAAAUCAUAGAAACCAUAACAUAAGGAAACUUCAGGGAGUUUUGUGUGUGUGUGUGUGUGUGUGUGUGUGUGUGUGUGUUUUCAUAAAUGAACAUCAUUACCAGUAUUUCUGGCUGGGAAGACCAAAUAGUAUAAUGUC